Messenger RNA from Akanthomyces muscarius, 438 nucleotides. RefSeq lists its product as uncharacterized. The record is from RefSeq and is a predicted model, not a curated record. The transcript has a single exon. The coding region runs from base 1 to 438 and encodes 145 amino acids. Lineage: Eukaryota; Fungi; Ascomycota; Sordariomycetes; Hypocreales; Cordycipitaceae.
AUGGUUUCCUACAAAGCACCGAGCGAGUUUGAGCAGGAGCACUACUACGAUGGGCUCAAGUUCAGCCCACGCCUCGUCGCUCGAACCUCGACCGACGCCUGGGAUCCCGCGACCCGGAAGCUUCUCCUCAACACUGCCCGUGGGCACAGGGCGCUCAACCUCUGGAACGACCCGGCCAUGGUGCUGGUGAAGAAGAUUCAGCUGGAGCUGUGCGAGCGAGGCGUUUCGUUCACCUCGAUCGGUCUGUGGCGCAUCGGAUACAGUCAUGACUUUGCCCCGUCUCGGAGAGCGCCGCCGGUAGUCCUGAUCACUGUCCGCCGCGGAUCGACGUCUUGGAAAGAAGGCCUCGAGGCGGCGCUCGGCUGCAAAGCAGUCUUAGAACAGUACGGAGUUGCUGAUGUUCAUUGUGAGGUUCGCGAGCCGCUUCAGGAAUCAUAA